Owenia fusiformis is the source of this 2220-nucleotide messenger RNA. Lineage: Eukaryota; Metazoa; Annelida; Polychaeta; Sabellida; Oweniidae. The record is from the annotation of a GenBank genome assembly.
GAUAAAUUCAGGGCACAUGGCCAAAUUUUGGUCCGUGUUAUUCAGAGAAAAUGUUUCGAUGGCAAUGAACGAAAUUAUGAUACAAGGGUAGAUACUUACCACUAGCAUACUUUAGCGGCUAAUAUAGGUUUGAAUUUCGAUCUUCAUUGAACAUAUAAGUCAAGUUUUCACAUAUUUGCGACCAAAACAUUUGCAGCUUUGUUUUCAUGCCUCGUUUUCAUUUCUCGGAGACAGGUGCCCGGAUUAUACCUCAUAAUAUUAGUCCGGAAGAUCCCUCACUUUCUCACCAGUUUAGACAUAUUUAUCGUGUAUCAAAUUGUCUUAUGUACCAUUGAUAAAAUCAAUCAUAUACCGUAGAAGUAAAUAGUCUCACUUUAUAUUGCGAAACGCAAGCAAUUAGCCUGAAAUAGCGUGUUGAAGUUUGACCUACUUUCCCUAAGACGAACUCAAGAAAUGUGGUAAAUAAUGGUGGACGUAGACAUAGACCUGUAUGCCGACAAUAUUGGCGAAGAUUUCACUGCAGAUACAGAUGGUCAGUUCAAUGACAAUGUUGAUCUCUAUGAUGAUGUUAUUACAACCCCUGCUAGUUCCCAGCCACAGCAAGUACAAGUAGAACAGCAGCCACACCAUGUUCCAGCUGCUGUUAAAUCACCCCCUCCCACAUCUGCUCCCCCUCCAGCUGGUUUCAACUAUCAUGGAAAAAGAGUUGCCCUCUAUGUAGGAAAUCUCACGUGGUGGACCACAGAUCAAGACCUUACAAAUGCUAUAACAGAUAUAGGCAUCACAGACCUUGUAGAUAUCAAAUUCUAUGAGAACAGGGCUAAUGGACAGAGCAAAGGGUUUGCUACUGUGACAGUUGGUUCAGAGAACUCCUCUCGGACCCUGAUGGACCGUCUCCCAAAAGUCCAGGUACAUGGUCAACCCCCUGUCGUCACACACUGUAAUAGAGGAGCUCUCGCUAAGUUUGAGGCUGCUGCGAAAAAAGAUAAUCCACCACAACAGAAUGGCGAUGGAGCCCACUACAACCGUAAUUCUGCAGGUCGUGGUCGGGGCUUUAUCCCCCGUGAUGGAGGUUUCCAGCACAGAGGCCAGCGCCCCCAAGGUCCACAUCAGCAAGGACCUCCACAUCAGGGUCCACCACACCAAGGGGGACCUCCUCCACAGUUUGGAGGACCACCACAUCAGGGUCCACCACAUCAAGGGGGACCACCUCCACAGUUUGGAGGACCCCCAAGAGGGCCUCCUCAGCAAGGACCCCCAAGAGGCCCACCCCAGGGGCCACCUCAGGGACCCCCUGGCCAUGGAAUGCCUCCAAGAGGACCACCAGGACACGGACCCCCGGGAAUGAGAGGGCCUCCCCCAGGUCAUGACCCCAGAGGACCACGCCCAGAAUGGGAGAGACCUCCAGCAUUUGGUGGUCCAGGUGGCCCACCCCCAGGUCACCCUGGAGGUCCUCCUAUUGGUCACCCAGGAGGACCCCCUCAGCAGGGACCACCAGGUGGAGUACCCCCACCCCAGAUGAGACCACCCCCACAGGCACAAGGACCCCCAGGUAUCCCAAUGCAACCAGGUCUUCCCCCAGGCCACCCAGGUGCAGCAGCCCCCCAGCCACAUGUCAACCCUGCAUUCUUCCCCCCACAGGCACAACCACCCCAGGGUGCACCUGUGGAUCAGUAUGGAAGACCUGUUCCAGUACCAGGUCCAGACCCAAAUGCCAGGCCUGUGGACCCCUACAUGAGACCUUCUGCCCCUGUAGGUUAUCCUGGUCCAGGACCAGGGGGUGAUCCAUAUGGACGCCCAGAGAGACAUGAGCCACCUGCCCCUGCUAUGAGUGAACAAGAAUUUGAGGAGAUCCUCCAGCGAAACAAGACUGUUUCAAGUAGUGCUAUAUCACGAGCUGUUCAAGACGCGAGUGCUGGUGAAUAUGCUAGCGCAAUAGAAACUUUAGUGACUGCAAUAUCUCUCAUCAAACAGUCCAAGAUCAGCAAUGAUGACAGGUGUAAGAUCUUAGUUAGUUCUCUACAAGAUACACUACAUGGCAUUGAGUCAAAGUCUUAUGGACAAAAGCCUGUAGCCAGAGGAACCAGUCGCGAGCGAGGCAGGACUAGGUCGCGAUCAAGAGAUCGGGAACGAAGUGAAUCAAAGCGCUCCAGACAUAGAUCACGAAGCAGAGAGAGGGAGAGUCGCGGGGAUUACCGAGAAAGUAGUAGACGUUCAGAG